Molecule: messenger RNA, 3897 nt
Organism: Zasmidium cellare ATCC 36951
Lineage: Eukaryota; Fungi; Ascomycota; Dothideomycetes; Mycosphaerellales; Mycosphaerellaceae
Exons: 2
Coding region: 1-3897 (1298 amino acids)
Cellular component (GO): trans-Golgi network
Source: RefSeq, a predicted model, not a curated record
AUGGAUCAUUUCGCCCCGGUAGCCCCCAGCCAUGUCCGCGCUCUGGUGCUGCCAGUUGGUCGAAUAGAGCGCGACAAAUUCCUGCGCUUCGUCCAGAGAUUACAGACAGAGGCCAGCGUAAUCCCACUCGCCGACAUCCAACAGAAAACGGACGACGAUGCCUUCUUCCUCUCGCCAAAAGCCUUCCCGCAAGGCUCCCUGCUUUACCGCUUCUCCCCGGCGGCGCCCUCCGACCAACAGCACCAACUCUCGCCUUUUGAGCUUUUUCGCGAGCCUUUGCUAGUGCUCGGCGUAGUAGAUGCAACGCAGGAGGCCAGUCAAAAAGAGCUAGGAGAUGCUGCGGCAUAUCUGAAAGAGAAGCAUCCCCGUGUUGUGCACAGGCAACUCAUUGUUCUGAAGGAGGACGAGAAUGAGCUGGCGUCUAGGAUAGGCAAUGAAAUCAACGUUGCCAAUGUUGAACAUGACAACGAUCCAUCUCUCAGACAGGCAGUGUGCGAGGUCUCGGCGCGGUUCUUGGUCGAGCUCACAACGUACGCAAAAGCAAUGCAAGCCUCGCCUACGAUUCAGACGCCUGGUCAAACAGCUCGGAGUCUGCAAAGGACCACAUCGUUGCGUGAAAACGAGAAGAGACCCAGUACAGGACAUGCCACUCCACCUCCAAGCGGAAGCGUUUCCAGCCCGACAGAUGAUGGCUCACCCGCUCCAACUUCACGGGUGCCGCCUUUGCCAGCGACGUCUUUCGAUCAGAUACCGGGUGCCAACAGCACUUCAAGUGGUAUUUCAAGACCAGACAGCCGUGCUAGCGAUCAAAGUGCUGCUGCGAAACCCAAAGGCAAAAGUGCGCGAGCCUCAAGUCAAGAUCGUGUCUCAGUGCAAGGCUUUGGAUCGAGCACCUCGCAGGAGAAAGCCAGAAUCAGAGGCAGAGCUCGAGUAGGCAUCGUCGUGGGUUCCAUAUAUUUGAUGGCUGGCCAUUGGAAAGAAGCUCUUCGUCUGCUCGUAGAACACACCACGAAAGCUCGAUCGCUCUCCGAUCACUUGUGGCAUGCCAAAGGUCUCGAGAAUAUGAUCGUUUGCAUGCUGCUUCUCGCGUGGUCCGGGGUCGAGUUCCAAGUGCCUUCUAUAUGUGAUCCAGUCACAGAUCGAACGAGUUCCCCGAACGUAGCUCGCCUGACCGCUGAAGCAAAAGCAGCUUCAGAAGGCACAAAACAACAGCUGCAGAUCUUUCGUCUGUCUGUGGCCAUUCCCGACAUGGCGAAGCUGAUACUGAGCCUCUAUCGCUCUACAGAGGGUUCUCUAGAGCUUCCGUUUCUCUGUCAUGCAGAAGCGACCGUACGCAUGUCCAAGCUGUUGGCAGCGCUGAGCUCGGUUAAAGGCCAGCUCACACCAGCAGCCUUGCGACUCAUCUGCAUCAGCCAGUACGCAUCAAGCGAUGCUACCAUCUCUCCUCUGCGAGCAUCAGGUCCCGCGGCAGCCCUGGGAAAUGCCAAGUUGCUGUCGAAGAUCGCCAUAGCAGAUAUGCUGGCGUUCGCUCUACCCACGCCAGAUGAUAACUUGGCAAUAAGUGAUCAUAUUCGGAUCCUCUCUGGAGUGGUCUGUUCUUACGCAAUGCUGGGCCUUGAGCGCAAGAAAGCCAUCACCAUUAAAGAUCUUGUUGUGCGUCUCACAGGAGCUCUGAUCCAAGCCCGCAAACUGGGAGCCGCUGAGAUGGGCAUCCACCCUGCUGCAGCAAUUUCGCUGGACACUGGCGCUGAUACCAUUCGAGCCAUAUCAGAAGAAAGUGGUGGAAUCAAUGACCUGGUUGCUGACGUUGUCAACAUAUAUGGCGCGAGUCUGAUACCUCCUGGACGAUCAGAAACGCCGAUCUACCUGAACCCUCAAGGAUUUGGUAACCAAGGCCUCACCAUUCAACUUCUUGGCGAUCUCAUCAAUUUCUGUGAAGCGUCUCCAGAGCCAUUCGGUGUGCUAUGGCUUACUUCGUCUGUUCUUCGCACUGCUGGGCCUUACUCUGCCAUCGAUGCAGCUCCAUUCAAGUCUUCGACCAACGCAUUCAACAGACAAGAGCAGAUGCAUUUGGCCACCGUUAUCAGUCAGACUGUUGCUGCAUCAAGACACCUUGGUCUUUCUGAUGUGCAAGCAACGUACUGGGAUCCUUUCCUGGUGCGCGGUGUGGAAAUCCAACAAGCUAUUGGCGAGAAGGCUGUCAUCGAUCGCCAAAGAUUGAUCCAGGCAGAUGGUGUUGUCGAUCCCAAGAAUCCUCUCCUGUACGAUCCAAAUGCUAGCCGUCCCGGGACGGCAACUACCAAGAAGACGUACGUACUCGUCGAUAAGGAGCCAUCUGAGUGCCUUGUGACUCUGCAAAAUCCAUUCGACAUUCCUGUUGACAUUGAGAAUCUGGAGCUCGUUACGGAUGGCGUGCCGCUCUCCUCUCAUCAUGAGCCUGUCACUCUCGGUCCGCUCAGAUUUCAACAAAUACGACUCAUGAUAUCCCCUCAACGGACUGGUCCGACGAAGAUCACCGGCUGUCGUGUCAAGAUGCAAGGCUGUGUGCCUCAGGUGUUUCCAAUUGUUUCUGAGGCAUGGUCGGCCAAAACUCCCAUGACGAUCAAAGAACUUGGCCUCCAAGCACGGCCGCCGCGUUCCGAUGACGACGGACAACACGACUUGAAGAACCUUGGUGUCGACCCGGAGAUUAUAGAUUGCACAGUGCUGGACGCUUUGCCCACGCUUGUGUUUGAUAAUGUGUCCGACCUGGAGUCUGGGUUGAUGCUGCUCGAGGGCGAGAACCGUCACAUCAGACUUUUGUUGCGCAAUACCAGUCCUGUCGCAGCGGCUGUCUUUGAAAUCAAGACGAAUGCCAACGUUCGCAAAGGGCUCUCCGUCAUUGAUCAAGACGAUGCUGAGAAAAACUUGAUCCCGCCGGGAGAGUGUCUCGAGUUCGACUUCGAGCUGCACGGCAAAGCUGGUAUAUCCAGAACGCAAGCCAACUUCUUUUUUUGCUCUCAGCCAGUUGACACAGAUGCGGACGAGGACAAUACGACGACUCCGGCUCGAUCUCAUACUUCUGGCAGAUAUGCUCGCAUGCUGUCGGUACCGGUCGACAUGACAGUCAACGCUGCCUUGCAAAUACACAACCUUGAGGUCACAGAAUCCGAGGCCAUCGUUGAUGAUGCUCUUGUGGUGUCUUAUGACAUCCGGAAUGCCUGGCCAAAGUCCAUCUCUUACUCCUGCUCUGGCGGUCACGGUGGCGAAAAUGGCGACGACAAUGGCGUCUCCUCGCUGGAGCUUUCGAAUCGGCAGGGCUUUAUCGCUCCUGGCGAGAUUCGACGGGUAUUCUUGAUGUCCAAGCGAGGCGCUGAUGCCGCUGCCUUUGGUGUGGAUGAUGAAGUGUUGCAGAAGAGCUUCUUGAGCUCUCUGGUAGUGCGAUGGUCUGUCGAUGGACGCAGUGGCGUCGUUGACAUGCAAAGCCUUUCCAUGUCGCCAGAAUCGCUGGAUCUGAUUCGUGCUGCACCUGUCGACGUCAAUCUUCUUGUCGUCGAAGAUGGUGAUGGUGGAACAAAGCAGCCCUUGCCCGUUGGCUCCUUUGUCCGUGUUCGUGUCAAGAUAUCGAACCGAGCGCAGUACUCCGGUCCUUUGUUCGUGCAGCUACAACCUCGAACGUCUGAAGCUGGUCGCGAUGAUAGACGUCUCGCUGUCGCUGGGACACUUCAGCGAGUCGUGUCGCCGCCGAAAGAAGGAGAGGAGGCCCGGCUGGUCGACUUCGUGCUCUGUCCGCUGCUGGCCGGCGUCCUGCAGCUCGAAGCCUUGGUGAAACGCGCCCAGAUCGGCGCGGCACGAGCAGAAGAGAGCGAGUGGUGCUGUCGAAAGGCAUUGGCUCUGCGUGUCCAAGGUGGCAGUUAA